Molecule: messenger RNA, 951 nt
Organism: Rotaria sp. Silwood1
Lineage: Eukaryota; Metazoa; Rotifera; Eurotatoria; Philodinida; Philodinidae
Source: the annotation of a GenBank genome assembly
AUGCUAUCUUCAAAUUUGAAUCAAAAGUUAUUAAAAACAUUAUGGAAUUCUAUUGUUUUAAAUAAACAAUUUUUAAGAAAUGGUCAACAUCAAUCAAAUAUUCUUAAUAAUUAUGCAAAUAUAUAUCGACCUGAAAUUGAAAGUGAACUUGAAUAUUUGGCUGUACAAACAAGUAGAAAUAAAUCAUUACAAAUUGAUUAUGAAAUAGAACAACAACGUAAACGAAAACGUACUAUUCGAUAUCAUAUUCUACGACGUAAAUAUAUAGCAAAUCCAAAUGAUAUUAAAAUAGAUCCAUAUAUUAAAAAUCAUAUGCAAUUUUUACAUAAAAAUUAUCCAAAACGUUGGACAAUAGAUAUGUUAGCAGAAAGUUUUAAUUAUUCUAUUGAAAAUGUUCGAUUAAUUUUACGACAACGUACAAAACGUCGUAUGCAAGUUCGAUCACGUUCACCAUCAUCAUUAUUUAAUAUUAAAGAUGAAGAAGAACGUGAAAAAAUUAUACGUGAACAUAUUAUUAAAAGAGAUUUAAAUAUUAGUAAAAAUUCUGAAUUCGAAAAUGAUGAUGAUCCAGUUGAUUAUCAAGUAUUAGCUGAAGAAAGUAAUCUUGUACCACGACAACGUCCAACUGAUGUUUAUAUGGAAAGAUAUAACGAUGGUUUCUUCUCAAAUAUCAUUUCAUCAUCAUCCGAUGAUGAUAAUCAACAAAAUGAACGUGAUGAAUCAAUAAAGAAAAAAAAAUUUUUAACUUCUUCAUCAACUUUACUUGAUCGUAUUACUAAACUUCGUCUUAAUACAAAUUCAACUAAUGACACGUAUUCAUAUGAUCAAAAUUCAGAACUUUAUAAUAAACGUAUGAAAAUUAUUAAAAAAAUGCAACAAACAAAUGAUUCUAUUGUUGAAAUAAAUGAACGAAAACAAAAAUUUCUUGAAAAAUUAUCAUUUAAAAAAUAA